AUGACUCAAGAUGAAGAUAAUCAACGUAUGAAGGUGCCUAAGGUGAAAGAUUGUAUGCUGCCUAUCCUUUUUCCCCAAAGGCUUAAGAAAAAGACAACUAAGUUUGUGGAGAUGCUCAAGAAACUUCAAGUGAUCAUGCCUUUUCCUAAAGUUCUUGCUAAUAUACUUGUCUAUGCAAAGUUCUUGAUAGAAAUAGUGUCUGAUAAAAAGAAGUUAGAAAACUUUGCAGAGGUGUCUCUUACUGAGAAAUACAGUGUAGUGCUACAAAAUCAUCUUCCUAUUAAGAUGAAAGAUCCAGAGAGUUUUACUGUACCUUGUCAAUUGAACAUAUUUUUGUUGAUAAAUGUUUUGCGUUAUCUUGUUGGUAUAGUAGAAGAUCUAUUGGUUAAAGUUGGUAAAUUUUAUUUUCAUGCUAAUUUUCUUGUUCUUGAUAUGAGGGAGGAUAUUUCUAUGCCAAUUAUCCUUGGUAGAGAGUUUUUAGCUACAGGAGGGGCUAAUAUAGACUUAUUAGAAGAGAUAUUGACUAUAAGAGUUGAUUUAUCCAGUGAGAAGUAUGUUAUAAAGCAAGGUUUGGAGUUGAUGCUCGGGCUAAAUCAUUGCCAGUAUUCCUCUUGGAUGGCUUGA
Molecule: messenger RNA, 624 nt
Organism: Coffea arabica (coffee)
Lineage: Eukaryota; Viridiplantae; Streptophyta; Magnoliopsida; Gentianales; Rubiaceae
Source: RefSeq, a predicted model, not a curated record